AUGGCAGGAAUGCAGCAUCCUGGCGCUGCCCAUAUGGGUGGUCAACCCCAGCAUGCUAUGAUGCAAGCCAUGCAUCCUGGCGUCUCUGGUCCUCAAGUUACUCAAGGUCCCAUGGUCAGCGGUAUGCCCCCCGGUGCAGGAACUCCCGCUCCAGGGCCCAUGCACUCCGGAGGAAUGGCUAUGGCUCAUCUCGGUCCACAACAAGCCAUGUUCCAGCAACAGAAUCCCCAGAUGAACUUUGGUCAGAUGCAAAUGACCCCUCAACAGCAGCAAAUGAUGGCUCAGAGAAGAAUGCUGCAGAUGCAGCAACAAAAUCAACAGCAGGGUAUGCAUAUGAUGCCCAAUGGUCAGCCUGGAUUUAAUCCCGCCCAGUUGAACGCACAGAUGAAAAUGAAUAUGAUGGCACCACAAAUGCAGAUGCAGAUGCAAGCCGGAAAUCCUUCCAUGCAAAAUUUCCAACAUGCACAGCAACAGCGUAUGAUGCAGGCUCAGCAACAACAAGCGCAAGUUCAUGCUGCUCAGCUAGCUGCCAACCGCGCUGCUCAAGCCCAACAGAUGCAGAUGAGCAGAUCGCAAGAACAGACUUCUCAACCUCCCCAACAGGUUCCAACACCCGCGCCACAACCUCCUCCCCAGGCGCAACCACAACCACAACCCACUCCUCAACAGCAACCACAACCAAAGCCCACUCCGCAACAGCAACAAGCCCAGCCUGUGAACAACCAACCACAGCAAGCCCAACAACAACACGCGCAACAACAGCAACAGCAAGCUCAACAACAAGCCCAGCAGCAGCAACAGCAGCAGCAAGCCCAACAGCAAGCUCAACAACAGCAGCAACAAAACCAGGCCGCUGCCAACGCUAUGAAGACCAGUGAAGCAGAGGAGGAAAGUUCCAUCAAACAACAACAAGAUCUGACCAGUUCCAUGAUGAUGCAAGACAUCUCCAAAACAGAUGUUCUUGCCGGUCAAUGCAUCCUGCGUUUGAUCUCGUAUCAGAACAAUUUGGCUAAUCCUGAACGGCCUAAUGAUAUUGAUUACUGGGAAGAUACCAUGACAAGAUAUUUCUCUCCGAUCGGCUCAUUACGACAACAGUUGUACAGCACCAAAAAUGGCGGCGACAAAUCCUUCCAAUUACAAUUUCCGUCCUUGGCCAGAUACUUUUAUGCGCAUUUUGCCUGUGGGGUAAAGCAAAUGUUCCUGCAAUCUUACGAUCACAAUGAGAACAAACUGCCAAAUGGUGGUGUCCUUAUCGUGAGCAGUACAGCUAGUUUGACUUAUGUCUUUCAAAAUGACAUUCGAGUCACUACUACUGGACAACUUCGUGUCACCUUUGAUGAGAUGCAGAGGAUCGAUCACAUGAAUAUAAGUACGACCGGAUGGCAGGAAUAUAUCCCUCGAAAUGCCCUAAUACAGCCUCAAUCCCCCGAAGUCAAACAAAGUCCCAAGAUCACCAACAAGAAUGUCAAGCGUGCUCAAGGCAAGGCAACAGAAACCAAUACCCGUCUAGUCAUUCCCCAGUCAGGUGUGGGUGAAUUCGGUGUACCAAACCACAUUUUCCAAUUUCUCGAGGUUGCUGAAGUCAUGACCGCUAUGGGACCAAUCAUGGAAUAUUUCCAUAACCAUCCAGGAGUUAGUCCAAAAGAUGCUCUCUAUGGAGUGACUGCAGAGAACAACCAGAAUAUGGCCAAUGCCACUAAUGCUGCUCGGUUGCAAAAUCAAAUGGCCGCUCGGGCCAAUGGGCAAGUAGCAUUUCCCAAUCAAAUGAACCCAGGAAUGAACGGACCUGUUCCCAAUCAAUUCAACUCUCCUGCCAUGGGACAUUUGGGAAUUCCACAAGCCCAAGGGUCUCCUCUAAUGGGAGGCGCUAAUCAUACUCCGAGUCCUGCGCAAAAUCCCGCUGCUGGUGGAGUUGCCAUGAUCCAUCAAAUGAGUGCUCAAGGCUCGAAUUUGAGUGGAAGUCAAGGUCCAAGUACAAAUACAAGUCCCAACGUCUCCAACAAGAGACGACGAGCCAGUGCCGUCAAACUUGAAGAAGAAGGCGCCGGCGAGUCGAAUGGUGCAAAACAGGUCAAACCUAGUCCUAAGAUAGGAGGCAAACGGCAAAAGGGCUCAUAG
Messenger RNA from Exophiala bonariae, 2118 nucleotides. RefSeq lists its product as uncharacterized. The transcript has 2 exons. Gene Ontology annotation, cellular component: transcription regulator complex; nucleus. The coding region runs from base 1 to 2118 and encodes 705 amino acids. The record is from RefSeq and is a predicted model, not a curated record. Gene Ontology annotation, biological process: positive regulation of transcription by RNA polymerase II; negative regulation of transcription by RNA polymerase II. Lineage: Eukaryota; Fungi; Ascomycota; Eurotiomycetes; Chaetothyriales; Herpotrichiellaceae.